UUGUGACUAUUUUACAGCCCAUAGCCUAACAGGUCUCUAGAUAGGCUAGCUAGCUUCAUUAUUCUUUACUGACAAUUAAACAGAUAAGGCGUAAUGCUUAGAGCAUGCAUCCACCACCACCACCACCCAUCUGAACUCUGAACUGUUUCAUUUUGUAUCUGUGUUGCAUGGAAUUUGAACAUAUUUGUUUGGUGUUCAGACCGUGGAGGAGCAGUCCAACUUCGAUUUAAACCCAAUAGCGUAAACGGUAAUGAAUAGUGUGUUUUCUUAAUUAACGACAGAUCACAUCGUCCACACAUCGCGUUGUUACUUUUUUUCAGAAUUGAAAAUGCAUGUUUUUGAACAUUUUACGGAGGAAGUUGCGCCAUGAAUUGACGGGAAAAAACGAAAGUAGAACUAUUGCUGCGUUGCCCAAAACAAUACCUUAUCUGUGACUGAUGCCAUGUCAAGUAACCAAGACUUUUUCACGUGUUCGAUGGUGGACGAACUCAGAGACCAUCACACAAUUCUAUCUGCAGCAGAGAGAAAGACACACUUCAGGGAGACCCAUAAAAUCCAGCAGAGAAUCCAGAUGAAAGAGAAGAAGCUCCAGGCAUUGAGGAAAGCUGUGGAUGCACUCAAGAGCUCUGCUCAGACAGCAGUGGUGGACAGUGAGAGGAUCUUCGUCGAAAUGAUCUACUCCAUUGAGAGAAGGCGUUCUGAGGUGAAAGAGUUGAUCAGAGCUCAGGAGAAGGCUGGGGUGAGUCGGGCUGAAGGCCUCCUGAAGCAACUUGAGCAGGAGAUAGCUGAGCUGAAGAGGAGGGAUGCUGAGAUGGAGCAGCUUUUACAUACAAAGGAUAACAUCCAUGUCCUCAAGUUUGUGAGUGACCAUCGAUCUAAAGACUUAUCCUGUAUCACUAUCAACCAGAGCCUUACAGAGAAAUCUGUCUCCACACUAAAAGAACAGCUGGAAGACUUCUGCAAGCAGGAAGUCAUGAAGAUAUCUCCAGUGUCUGAUGUCCAGGCUGUCUUACCUGAACCAGUGACCAGAGAGGAUUUCCUACAGUAUUUCACUCCCUUCACACUGGAUCCAACCACAGCACACAGAGAACUCCACCUUUCUCAGGAGAACAGGAGCGUGGAAUGGAGACCUAAGGUCCAGUCAUAUCCAGAUCAUCCAGAGAGAUUUGAUUGGCCUCAGGUACUGUGUAGAGAGGGAGUGUCUGGACGCUGCUACUGGGAGGUUGAGUGGAAUGGGGAAAAUGCGGUUGAUAUAGCAGUCUCUUAUAAAAGCAUUCGCAGGAAAGGAGGGAGUGAGUGUGUGUUUGGAGGCAAUGACCAAUCCUGGAGUCUGAUGCUUUUCAGCUCCAACUCCUCUUUCAGACACAACGAUGAAGAGACUAAACUCCCUGUAGUCUGCAGUUCGAAAAAAAUAGGAGUGUACGUGGAUCACAGGGCAGGAGCUCUGGCCUUCUACAGCAUCUCUGACACAAUGACCCUCAUGCACCGAGUUCAGACUACAUUCACUCAUACGCUCUACCCUGGGUUUUUGGUUGGCUUUAGGUCGUUGGUUAAGUUGUUGUGACAGAGAUAUAUAGACACUUAAUCCAGAUGUCAAGUUCCAUAGGCUUUUAGUUUUUGAAACUUUUUGUUUCUUCACAUUCUUGCUAUCUGUAAUUAGUUUUUUUGUAUGCUUUAUACAAAUGCUACACAGCACCUCAUCUGUGAAGCUAUUGUGACUCAGAUAUAAACAAAAGGAACUAAGACCGUAUUCACCCAGCCUGUCUUAUGUUUGUCUAGAGAAGUUUGUUUGCAUCAUCAGUAAACUGUUAUGACACUCAGGUAGGACCACAUGUUGGGAAUAGGUAUCAUCUACUAAAUCUCCGAGCCACUUUAGUUUACAUGUCCUUUGUAUCUUAUAUGCUUUAUAGGUCUUUGCACUUCAGACUUGACUUGAUGAUGUAAAUACUACUUUAAUGUUCCUAUUUAUAUUACUACUAAGUUGAACUGGUUCUGAGACUAAAGAAUUUCACUACUGGAAAUUAUGUUGCAUCUUGAUCAAGUGUAGGAAAAUACUGAAGACAAACACGGCAUUUAUUUAGAAUGACCAAAAUGCAAAUAAAAACAGGUAAUUUUUUUUUGCAGUAAUUUGUUAGAUUACCUUGAUUAACAAAAUGGUAUAAAGCAUGAAAUGAAAGGCAUUUCAUGUUUUACCUAACUAUGAUAUGCGUUAAUUUUGAAAUUGAUGCCUGCAACACAUUCCAAAAUGUGCAAACAGACAUUGUGUAUUCAUGUGACAUCACAUGGAGCUUGGCAGUGAAAACAACUAAAAGAGAAAAGAGAACAUUGAGAUUGAUGGGUAGCCUACUGUACAUAUGCUUUAGUGGAUUAUUUCCAUUUCGUUUUUUAUUUAUUUCCAUUUGAAUUUAUUAAAACACAUUCCACAGGAAAAUACAGUAUGGUACUAUGUACUCUUCCACGCAUAUUUUACAGCAUUGGUUACUAAAAUAAAACACACUUGUAAAGUACAA
This is a messenger RNA of Sardina pilchardus (European sardine), 2510 nucleotides long. RefSeq names its product tripartite motif-containing protein 16-like. The coding region runs from base 443 to 1564 and encodes 373 amino acids. The record is from RefSeq and is a predicted model, not a curated record. Gene Ontology annotation, molecular function: protein binding. The transcript has 6 exons. NCBI's taxonomy places the organism in Eukaryota, Metazoa, Chordata, Actinopteri, Clupeiformes, Clupeidae.